AACGCCCUGACUGGAAAUAUAGAAUCGUCCCGAGACGUAGUGUUGUCGCGGAAGCGACAACUAUCGGUAGUUAAUGAUAUCGUUACAUAAGUAUCUACACCGAGGUGCAGAAUCCCGCUACCUGGUCGGUCCUCUUGGUGCACAAGCCAAUUUUGAUCAGACGUCAAUAAUCGUUUAUCGAGUUUUAUGAACGUCUCGACGUUUAUCCAUGCACAAGUCACUUGGAAAAAUUGCCAAAAGACUUUACGGGCCAAGAUUGUUAUUCAGCUGUCAAGUAAAUGCGAAAGUGAGAAGUGUGAGUCUUUGCGCCGCAAGACGUAAGGUCCAUAUAGCAAUGCUCGACGAAGAAAAGAUUCGUGACGUCGAGGUGGUAAAUCCUGAGAUUAACGGUCUGUCGUGGCUACACGGAGCAGCACCAGGCUUUCCUGUCCGUGGAUCUAAGAUUACGAUCAUUCACGAGCCUUCCAUCUUUUACUCAACUCUCUUGGAAAAAUGUCAAACAGCUCAGAAGAGAAUAACCCUUGCCUCGCUUUAUUUGGGUACAGGAAAAUUAGAAACAGACCUGGUAUCUACGAUAGAAAGUAGUCUAAAGGCAAGCAACGGUGGAAUUAGGGUGACAAUUUUGCUGGACUACAUGAGAGGCUCCCGAGGUAAAGUCAACUCUCGAAAAAUGUUGGAACCACUGCUUCGCAAGGAAUGGAGUCAAUGCUGCACCGUGUUCCUAUAUCAUACACCGAGACUUCGCGGAUUGUUAAAAGCUGUAAUUCCUGAUCGAUUCAAUGAACUGAUCGGCCUGCAACACAUGAAACUGUACAUGGUGGACGACGCGCUUAUCAUCAGUGGAGCAAAUUUAAGUAACGACUACUUCACCAAUCGGCAAGACAGAUACUUCCUGAUCGAAGACUGCAAAGAGCUCUGUGACUUCUACGACAAUUUAGUUAAACGUGUGGGAGAGUUCAGUUUCCGACUCUUGCCUGACGGAGAGACAACCUACGACACCGAGAUAGAUUCUCAUCCAACCAAGAGCUCUCACGAGGACUUUGCCGAAGCUGCUGCAGAGAGGAUACGUACUCUCUUCCAGGAGGAGAUGAAUAAACACACCGAGGCCACAAAACGUGAGGACUCUUCGGAGUCAGACACAUGGGUCUUUCCUCUCGUACAAAUGGGACAGCUAAAUAUCUGGCACGACAGCGAAGUGACCUUACGUCUUCUACAGACAGCACCUCCUGGAGCGACUCUCAGGUUAGCGACCGGUUACUUCAAUCUAACCUCCGAGUAUGGAACCGCCCUGCUCAAACAAUGCCAAGCAUCGUGUCAACUUCUAACUGCCCACCCCUCGGCUAAUGGCUUUUUUGGUGCAAAAGGAAUCGCUGGAGGUAUACCAGCAGCGUAUACAUACAUCGAGGACACCUUUCUCAAGACAUGUGAGAGGUUAGGCCAGGAAGAGAGAGUUACCCUCUGGGAAUUCACCCGUCCAGGAUGGACCUACCACGCCAAGGGUCUUUGGUACUCCCAUCCAGGACAACGGAAACCCUGCCUCACCCUCGUGGGCUCCCCGAAUUUCGGAUACAGAUCGGUUCGCAAGGACUUGGAGACCCAGGUAGCCGUAGUGACUCGUAACGAGCAAUUGCAAGAGGCAAUGCAAAACGAGCACGAGAGGUUAUUCUCCAGAGCCCAUCCCGUCAACAGGAAGAACUUCACCGAACGAGAGAGAAUAGCGCCACCCUGGGUCUGUGCCGCCGUCGCUUUCUUCCGAUAUUACUUCUAACCUAACCUAGAACACUGGAACACUCGUCUACACCUUCAACGAUGAAAUAAAAAAAA
Messenger RNA from Orussus abietinus, 1824 nucleotides. It is a transcript of the gene PGS1, whose product is annotated as CDP-diacylglycerol--glycerol-3-phosphate 3-phosphatidyltransferase, mitochondrial. Gene Ontology annotation, biological process: cardiolipin biosynthetic process. The transcript is spliced from 8 exons. The record is from RefSeq and is a predicted model, not a curated record. Bases 209 to 1768 code for a protein of 519 amino acids. Lineage: Eukaryota; Metazoa; Arthropoda; Insecta; Hymenoptera; Orussidae. Gene Ontology annotation, molecular function: CDP-diacylglycerol-glycerol-3-phosphate 3-phosphatidyltransferase activity. Gene Ontology annotation, cellular component: mitochondrion.